CGUUUAUAAUUUAUAUGCCAGCGCUCGCGUUUGCUGCUUGUCUAGUUUGCCACCACGCCGCUAGCUUCCAAAAUCGCUGCAGGUCACCGGUCACCAGAACUCCCGACGCUGCGGACUCCACCGGCCACUGGCUCCUCUCUUUUCUUAGUUCCCUUCGUUUCGUGUAUUAAAGAUCCUUGCCAGCGGGUCAAGCUAUGGCAUUCCGCCGGGGGUUCGCGUCCUCCGCCGCCGCGUCUCUUAGCAAGAGGAGAUGGGAUGCGGUGGUGGUGGGCGGCGGCCACAAUGGCCUGACCGCGGCCGCCUACCUGGCCCGCUCCGGCCUCUCCGUCGCCGUCCUCGAGAAGCGCCACCUCGUCGGCGGCGCCGCUGUCACCGAGGAGAUCGUCCCCGGCUUCCACUUCUCCCGCUGUAGUUACCUCCAGAGCCUCCUCCGUCCUUCCGUCAUCCGAGACCUCGAGUUGGGGAGGCACGGACUGAAGCUUCUUCGAAGGAAUCCUUCAUCGUUUACUCCUUGUCUUGAUGGGCGUUAUCUCUUACUGGGUCCUGAUGGUGAUUUGAACCAUUCGGAGAUUGCCAAGUUCUCGAAGAAGGACGCCAUGACUUAUCCGAGAUACGAAAAGCAGCUGCAGAAAUUCUGUGAAUUUAUGGAUUUUCUUUUAGAUUCACCAACACCAGAAAUUAGGCACGAUGUUCCAUCCCUUCUUGGUCAGUUGAAUGCUAAGUUACAUGUAUCUGCAUUUUGGAGUCGUUGUCUCCAUCGAGUUGUUAACUUGGGACAAAAGGACAUGCUGGAUUUUAUGGAUCUUUUACUUUCACCCACAUCAAAGGUUCUGAAUAACUGGUUUGAGACAGAGGUGCUAAAGGCAACACUUGCCACAGAUGCUGUGAUAGGGUCUAUGGCAAGUGUCCACACACCGGGCUCAGGAUACGUUUUACUACAUCAUGUGAUGGGUGAAACUGAUGGUGAACGUGGUGUUUGGUCGUAUGUUGAAGGUGGAAUGGGCUCAGUGUCACUGGCUAUAAGUAAUGCAGCACGUGAAGCUGGGGCUCAUAUUGUAACAGAUGCAGAGGUUGCUCAAAUAAUAAUCAAUGAGAACACUGGAGCAGUAACAGGGGUAGCACUGGUAGAUGGUACCGAGGUGCAUUCAUCAGUUGUUCUAUCAAAUGCAACCCCCUAUCGAACUUUUGUGGAAUUAGUACCUCCAAAUGUCCUUCCUGAAGAUUUCAUUUGUGCUAUAAAGAACUCCGACUACAGCUCAGGAACAACAAAAAUAAACCUGGCUGUUGAUAAGUUGCCACAGUUUCAGUGUUGCAAGCCUAAUCCUUCACAGGCAGGUCCUCAACAUAUUGGCACCAUACACAUUGGAUCUGAGAGCAUGGAAGAAAUUGAUUUAGCAUACAAAGAUGCCUUGACUGGUGUACCAUCAAGAAGACCUCUUAUUGAAAUGACAAUCCCCUCUGUUUUGGACAGAACCAUUUCUCCACCUGGUCAGCAUGUGAUAAAUCUUUUUAUCCAAUAUACACCUUACAAACUUUCAGAAGGCAGCUGGAAAGAUGCUAAUAUCCGAGAAUCAUUUGCUAAAAGAUGUUUCUCGUUGAUCGAUGAAUAUGCACCAGGAUUUUGCUCAUCAAUUGUCGGCUAUGACAUGUUGACACCACCUGAUCUUGAAAAUGAGUUUGGCCUGACUGGAGGGAAUAUCUUUCAUGGUGCCAUGGGAUUGGAUUCUCUAUUCUUGUUGCGACCUGUCAAGCGAUGGUCGGAUUACAGAACACCUCUGAAGGGGCUGUAUUUAUGCGGGAGUGGUGCACACCCUGGAGGUGGUGUAAUGGGGGCACCUGGUCGUAAUGCUGCCUCUAUCGUCAUUCAAGAUAUGAAGUCGUAAAUGAAAUGAGGAAAGAAUCAUCUAAAAUGUCUUCCAACUAUAGGUAAUUUAGGCUGAUUCACUUACCAUGGCAUCACAUUGUUUCUGAAUAAAUCUUGGCUCAUGUUUGUUCAC
Messenger RNA from Elaeis guineensis (African oil palm), 1997 nucleotides. RefSeq lists its product as uncharacterized. The record is from RefSeq and is a predicted model, not a curated record. Lineage: Eukaryota; Viridiplantae; Streptophyta; Magnoliopsida; Arecales; Arecaceae.